Anopheles coluzzii is the source of this 734-nucleotide messenger RNA. RefSeq names its product iron-sulfur cluster assembly scaffold protein IscU (gene IscU). Gene Ontology annotation, molecular function: ferrous iron binding; 2 iron, 2 sulfur cluster binding. Gene Ontology annotation, biological process: intracellular iron ion homeostasis; iron-sulfur cluster assembly. The transcript has a single exon. Lineage: Eukaryota; Metazoa; Arthropoda; Insecta; Diptera; Culicidae. Gene Ontology annotation, cellular component: cytoplasm; mitochondrial matrix. The coding region runs from base 128 to 583 and encodes 151 amino acids. The record is from RefSeq and is a predicted model, not a curated record.
AAAAUACCACACCACAACGCAAUUGUUUGUCGAGGAGUGCAAUCGUGCUUGUGCGUUGAACCUGCUUGUGGAAAGUAACAUUGAAAUCGUUUGUGAAUCGAAAUACGCAACUCCCACAAUAAUCAUCAUGUCUCUGCCGCGCAACAUCGGCACCCUGCUGAAGGUUUCGCGUGCCCGCAGCGUACCGGCCGCCCUGUACCAUCAGAACGUGCUGGAGCACUACGAAAACCCGCGCAACGUCGGAUCGCUCGAUAAGAAGGACAAGAACGUCGGCACCGGGCUGGUCGGUGCUCCGGCUUGCGGUGACGUGAUGAAGCUGCAGAUUAAGGUGGACGAGAAUGGGAAGAUCAUCGACGCCAAGUUCAAGACGUUCGGGUGCGGUUCGGCCAUCGCUUCCAGCUCGCUGGCCACCGAAUGGGUGAAGGGCAAGACGCUCGACCAGGCUGGGCAGCUGAAAAACACGGACAUUGCGAAGGAGCUGUCGCUGCCGCCGGUCAAGCUGCACUGCUCGAUGCUGGCGGAGGACGCCAUCAAGGCGGCGCUGGAGGACUACAACAAGAAACAGAAGAAGGGUGGCGAGUAGGCCCUCUCGGCGGCAUCCAUGCAUUCGGUUCGGAGGCGGAGAUGAUUGUGUAUGAUAAGGAAGGCGAUGUAUUAGUUUGUAUGUUUGGUGCAACUUGCUGUAUGCUUAGUCAAUAAAACUCAUUUAUUGGUGUUGAACAAGUAAAACAAAA